Molecule: messenger RNA, 8883 nt
Organism: Mizuhopecten yessoensis (Yesso scallop)
Lineage: Eukaryota; Metazoa; Mollusca; Bivalvia; Pectinida; Pectinidae
Product: ankyrin repeat domain-containing protein 17-like
Exons: 36
Coding region: 137-8563 (2808 amino acids)
Biological process (GO): innate immune response
Cellular component (GO): cytoplasm
Molecular function (GO): protein binding; RNA binding
Source: RefSeq, a predicted model, not a curated record
GGCUUUGCAAUGGAACAUUUGUAAUGGCGGUCAAGGUGGCAACUUAGCAUGAGGUGAUGAAAAAAGAAUAAAUGCCAUCUGACAAGUGAAACUGAAGAAUCCAAAAUAAACGAUAAAGGUAAAGUUAUUUGCAAUAAUGCAGAAUGUCACACAAGAUGAGGACCAUGACUCAAACAAAGAAAUAAGAACUGUAGAAAUUGAGCAAGGUAGUCCUACAGGGCCGUCGUAUCCAUCACCAUUGCCAUUGGACGAAACUCAGCCGUUGCCGACAUCACAAUCGACGUUUGGACCCGAUAUAUCUACAAGCGAUGACGAUGAAAUAUCAGACGUGGCAUCCUACCUCGCAGAACAGGACAUCGAGGAUGAUGUUGAUGACCAAGACCUGGAGCCUUCUACUUUCCUGCUGCCAACUGAGGGCAUGGAAGCUUCCAAUCUGCCAUCUAUAGACCCAGAGACGCACGCGCGCCUGGAGGCUCUAUUAGAGGCUGCAGGUAUUGGAAAGCUUUCCACUGCAGAUGGAAAGGCUCUUACUGAUCCAGAAGUCUUAAGGAAACUCACAUCAUCAGUCAGCUGCGCUCUGGACGAAGCAGCACAAGCACUUCAUAGAAUGAGAGCAGAACAACAAGGCCAACUAGGGGUCAUCGAGGGCUCAAGGUCGUUAGCAGAGGCCUGUAGUGAUGGAGAUGUACCCACCGUUCGUAAACUGCUUCACGAGGGAGGCAGUGUCCAUGAGACAACAGAGGAGGGGGAAAGUCUUCUGUCUCUGGCAUGUUCAGCGGGAUAUUAUGAACUUGCACAGGUGUUGUUAGCCAUGAAAGCCAAUGUUGAAGACCGGGGCAUUAAGGGAGAUUGUACACCUCUAAUGGAAGCUGCCAGUGGGGGAUAUGUAGACAUAGUCAAGCUGCUUAUCACCCAUGGAGCAGAUGUCAAUGCCCAGUCAUCAGCUGGUAACACACCUCUACACUAUGCCGCCUGUGGUGGCUACGAGGACGUGGUACAGGUUCUGAUAGAUGCUGGUGCAAAUGUGGAACAGCAUAAUGAAAACGGACACACCCCUCUUAUGGAGUCUGCCAGUGCAGGACAUGUUGGUGUGGCUCGCAUACUUCUCAGCUCUGGUGCUGGCAUCAACACCCACUCAAACGAGUUCAAGGAGAGUGCUCUGACCCUCGCCUGCUACAAGGGUCAUCUGGAGAUGGUGAAGUUCCUGUUAGAGGCUGGAGCUGACCAGGAACACAAGACAGAUGAGAUGCACACAGCACUUAUGGAGGCUUCCAUGGAUGGACAUGUGGAGGUAGCCCGCCUUCUUCUCGACAGUGGUGCACAGGUGAACAUGCCCGCAGACAGUUUUGAAUCACCCUUGACCCUGGCUGCCUGUGGAGGCCAUGUAGACCUUGCUAGUCUGCUCAUAGAGAGAGGAGCUAACCUAGAGGAGGUUAAUGAUGAGGGGUACACACCACUCAUGGAGGCCGCACGGGAGGGACACGAAGAGAUGGUGGCACUUCUUCUGGCUCAUGGAGCUGACAUAAAUGCCCAGACUGAGGAGACACAGGAAACAGCUUUAACCUUGGCUUGUUGUGGGGGAUUUCUUGAGGUUGCAGACUUCCUCAUUAAGGCAGGUGCCGACAUUGAGCUCGGCUGCAGCACACCUCUGAUGGAAGCUGCCCAGGAGGGUCACCUAGAGUUAGUUAGGUACCUCCUCAAAGCAGGUGCAAAUGUACGUGCUCAGACAGGAACAGGGGACACCGCUCUGACAUACGCAUGUGAAAAUGGUCACACUGAUGUAGCUGAAGUUCUACUCCAGCAUGGAGCUGACCUGGAACAUGAGUCUGAGGGAGGAAGGACACCAUUGAUGAAGGCUGCUAGGGCAGGUCACCUGUGUACAGUACAGUUCCUUAUCAGUAAAGGUGCCGAUGUGAACAGACAGACAUCCACCAACGACCACACAGUGCUGUCUCUGGCUUGUGCAGGUGGUCAUUUAGCAGUAGUUGAACUCAUGCUAGCCCAUGGUGGUGACCCAGCACACAAACUCAAGGAUGGUUCCACUAUGAUCAUUGAGGCUGCUAAAGGAGGCCAUACCCAGGUGGUGAAGCUACUGUUGGAAUACCCCAACAGGGUCCUCAUGAACUCCUCACCUGACCUUGCCCAGCUUACUGAUCCUCACCUGUCAGAGGCUCGUGUUCCGGUUCAUGGUCUGGCCAAUAUUGUCCCACCCAGUGAUCCUGAUUCUACUCCAUCUACCAACUUUACACCCAACAUACAACCAGGGGCUACAACAAAGAAACAGGGAGAGAAAGAUAUCAAUAUUCCAGUCAGAACCCAAGAGGUUUGGAAAAAUGUACAGAAAAAUAUUGGCAAAAGGCCACAUAAUGGAAAUGGUGAAACUGUUGUUAAAACAAACAAGUCCAAUGUUCCCUUGCCACCAUCUGAUGUUGCGUCAAAUAAUGCCCAAUAUCAAUAUGGGGAGAUCGGAAGUUUGCCUGAUUUGAUACCUGAGGAAACUCUUGAUGUGAAAGCAAGAGAGCGCUUAGAGGCUAUCAUUAACAAUGUGAUGGACAAAGAAUUAGACAAUACAUCCACAAAGGAGGAACAAAUCUUGCGCAAACAACAGAUUUUACAGGAAUUACAAAAGGUUGAGAGAGAACUUCAAGAAAAGGCACAGGCUCAACUGCUGAUCAGUGCUCAGCACCAAAGGGAGCAACAGCAACAGCAGCAACAUUUACAACAAGUUCUACAACAAGGGGCCAAGGUCCUGCAGCGCACCCUCGAGGGCCAAGUCAAGCGCAAGCAGGAUGACUCUCCAGUAGAUGGUCAGUCUGCGGAUGACCAAGAUAAUCAGGAUCUGGCUGAGUCCUCACAAGGGUCCAAUGACCUGGAUAAACAGGUUACUAGUCUGUUUGCGCCCGAUGGGUCCACUGUAGGACAGAUUGUGUUCCCCAAUAUACCAUAUGAUGGGCUGUUACCUUUGACCUCUAGUCAGACACCACAGCCUGGCACCGAGGUUGUCAUGGAGGGUAACAAGGAGGCUUGGGCCCGAAACAAUGGAAAUGUGCCAGUCAAGCGGAACGGUAACAAAGCAGGGACACGUGGCAGUGGGGGUAUGAAGGUUUCAAACACAACUACUGCUACCACCACUACAACAACUGCCACCUCUUCAUCACAAGUCAACGGGGUCGCAAAUGUUGAUCAGGGUUUACAACAGCAAGCGACUCCAGGUUUGCAGCAGACUGCAGGUAAUGGUAAUUCCACACUGGCACUGUACCGUCAGCAGAUCCAAAACAUCCAGGCAGUACGCCAACAACAGCAGCUGACUGCUCCCCAGGUUCAGCAGCAACAUACUCAGACAAUCCAAUUCCCCCAGCUCCAGCUGACACCGGAGCAGCAAGAACAGCUACUGCAAAUGCUAAGUCAGCAGACCCUGCCCGGCCAACCUCUGGCACCACAACCUCUUGCUCAGCAACAGUUCCUUCAACAGCCUGCCCUGCCCCAGACAGGGGUUCAGCUUCUUCCUCCUCCCCAGCCCCAGGGGGCGCCACCGGCAGGGCAGGCUCAGCAGACACAGGUGGUGCCCUCGUCUGCAGCAGCAACAGCAGCUGCACUAACACAACAGCAGUAUCUCACCCAGCAGCAACAACAACAGCUGCUUCAACAACAGCAGCAGGCCCAGCUGCUGCAACAACAGCUUCAGCAGCAGAUCAAACCGCCUCAACCAGCGCCUCCAGCUGUUGCUGUGCCAAAAAAUGCACGCAAGCAGAGGAACCUAUACAAUACCCAGACAGUAUUACAGCCUGGAACUGUCUUGUCACCUGCAGGCAGUGGAAGUCUGGAGAAUAUCACCCCACCACCUUCAACACCUCUAACCCCCAACCCCUCUCCUGCAUCACCACAGAGCAUUUCUCCACUGUGUGCUCCCAUUGACCUUGAUGCACAAACUGAGAGUAACCACGACACUGCAUUGACUCUGGCCUGUCACGGUGGUCAUUCAGAGCUAGUCAACCUUCUCCUGUCCAAGGGCGCUGAUAUUGAACACCGAGAUAAGAAAGGCUUCACACCGCUUAUCCUGGCUGCCACAGCAGGUCAUGUGGAUGUUGUAGAGAUCCUCUUGGACCAUGGAGCUGACAUGGAGGCUCAGUCAGAGCGGACCAAGGACACCCCACUCUCUCUGGCAUGCUCAGGGGGACGGUAUGAGGUUGUUGAGCUGCUGUUGGGACGAGGUGCCAACAAGGAGCACAGAAAUGUGUCCGACUACACCCCAUUAAGUCUGGCUGCUUCAGGUGGAUACGUAAACAUUAUCAAGUUGCUGUUGUCUCAUGGAGCUGAAAUCAACUCCAGGACGGGAAGUAAGCUAGGGAUAUCCCCUUUGAUGCUAGCAGCAAUGAAUGGUCACACACCAGCUGUGAAAUUACUACUCGACAUGGGCAGUGAUAUCAAUGCACAGAUCGAGACCAACAGGAACACAGCAUUGACACUAGCCUGCUUCCAAGGUCGUCAUGAGGUUGUCAGUCUGUUGGUGGACCGUAAAGCUAACAUUGAACAUCGUGCAAAGACGGGUUUGACUCCACUGAUGGAGGCGGCGUCUGGAGGCUAUGUUGAAGUAGGACGAGUUCUCCUUGACAAGGGAGCUGAUGUUAAUGCCCCACCUGUUCCAUCCUCACGUGACACUGCUCUUACCAUCGCUGCCGACAAGGGCCACUACCGAUUUGUUGAACUACUUCUCCUUAGAGGUGCUGCUGUGGAUGUGAAAAACAAGAAAGGCAACUCUCCUCUCUGGCUGGCAUGCAAUGCAGGGGGACAUUUGGAUGUUGUUCAGUUGCUGGUGUCGGCUAAGGCUGACAUUGAUAGCCAAGACAAUCGUAAAGUCACCUGCCUGAUGGCAUCAUUCCGUAAGGGGCACAUUAAGGUGGUGAAAUGGAUGGUAAAACACGUCAAUCAGUUCCCCUCUGACCAGGAGCUAGCACGAUACAUUUCAACUGUCGGGGAUAAGGAGCUGCAGAAGAAGUGCCAGCAGUGUAAAGAGAUCAUUGUAAGUGCCAAAGAUCGCCAAGCAGCUGAGGCUAACAAGAAUGCCACCAUUCUGUUGGAGGAGCUAGACAAGGAGCGUCAACAUGAGGAAAACCGCAAAGCUGCCGCUGCUAAGAAACGUGAGCGCAAAAAGGCAAAGAAGCGGGAGAAACAACAGGAGAAGGAGAAAGAAACUGAGGAUGACUGUCUGGUGAACUGCAGUGUAGAUGACAGUAAGAACUCGUCUCCGGAGCCUGAAUGUAACAGUGUGGAGGAGAACCCAGGGUCAGAGGAUAGUAAUGAUGUGGAGGAUUUAGUCAUGGAACCACCAACAGCCACCAUUGUGUCCACUAUUGGAAUAGCAUUGCCUACAACUAACACGGAGCCAAAAUUUAGCAAAGUGAACCGCAUGAAGCCAACCACUAACACCAACAAUAAAGUGGAAAGUGGCAAGGUGAACUCAACUGAGUCCAAGAAAAAUAAACGAAACCGCGAAAAACGUGAGCGAUACCCAGAUGUGGAGAACAUGCCAAUCCCUACAAUGUCUAGUUCUAGUGGUGACAUCACCACAACAACUACCACCAUUACUGUGCGGCCAAGUCCAGGACGAGCAAACAACAGGAACAGCACAGCCACUCGCAAGAAAAAGGGGGAGCGUGAUCAGGUGCUCAAGAAUGCGAGCACAGGCAUUGGUGAUUUGGAUGACUUUGGAACAUUACCUGAGAAUAUGAAGAUCAGUGACAGAGAGCUGGAACGAAUGAAAAAAACGGGAGGAAAAGUGAAAUCUUCUGGAUCUGAUGUGGAUAACAAGAAACAUCACCACUCUCAUCCAAUGUCGGACAAGGGCAAUGUCGAAGUGACCACCACCCCUUCAAAUCUUUCUGUGAAAACGUCGUCCCUUGUCAAUAGUCCAAAGAAGGGACAAAAGAAGGAGGAAGGCUGGAAGGAAGUCACUAGAAAGAAAUCCUCAACCGCUCCUGAUGUUAAAGGUCCAACAGGCAGAGACAGAUCCAAGAAAGUGCAGGUGCCAUCAGCAGCUAUCAGUCGAGUGAUUGGACGAGCAGGAUGUAACAUCAAUGCCAUUCGAGAGGUGUCUGGGGCCCACAUAGAGGUUGAGAAGCAAAGAGGCUCCGGGGAACGUGUUAUUACCAUCAAGGGUUCUGCUGAUGCCACUCGCCAGGCGCACACCCUGAUCUCUGCCCUGGUGUCUGAUCCCGACAAAGACUUGCAGGAGAUCAUUCCCAAGUUGAAAUUAAAGCCCUCCUCGUCCUCCAAGGAUCAGUCCAUCUACUUCUCAGUGGAUCCAACCACCACUGCCCUGGGCACCAUCAGUAACAACAUCAUGAACCCUGGUUCACAGGGCCUUGGCCAGAAGUCCAUCGGUAACUGGAUACCUGUGAGGAGUCAGCCUGGGAGUGUAACCUCUGCUGGAGGGACAGGUAUCAGUAAUGGAGUUCUCCGUGUGUCAGGAGGCUCUAUGGCCAACCCUCCAACUGGUGGAGGUAUUGUGUGGGGCAACACACCACCACAAAACAUCGUCAGUUCUCCUAGACGCAACCAGACAAAGCAGUCCCCUGCAGGUGCAGCAUUUCCCUCACCAGUAGGGAGUGGUUCAGACAAGACAGCCAUGCGACAACUGUUCCCUAAUGAGAACAAGAAGGGAGGUGGUUUUGGCAGUCCAUCUCAGCCAUCCACCAACACCACUGUCACAUACAGUUUGGCAUCAACUUCUGCUGCCAAAGUCUCGACAAGUGCUUCAACGUUUGUGGUGAAGUCAGAUAAUGGAAAGUCCUCUAGUUGUGGAAAGUCAUCACAAGGGAGACAACCAGGACCUGGCUCCAUCAAGGUUUUGCAGAGGCCAGCUAGCCAGAAGCAGGAUCCACUUCCCAUUAUAAGUAACCAGCAGGUUGCCAACUCUGGCCUUCCUGUGACGUCUGUUGAUGGCCAUCCUGUGAUACCAUCCAAUGCCAGCGGAAUGCCAGGCUUCUCUCCCUUCAAUAAUGCAUUUAGCAAUGUAGCGGAACAGGUUCUUGGGAACAAAAAGGAUGAUAUUGCAGAGAGAAUGAAUUUUGCCAGUGUUGCUGCAGCAGGAGUAGUUUCAUCCAUGGUGAAUUCCAACAGCCCUACACCAGACAUGCUGAAGAGUGAUGCUUCCCUACAGGCUAAGGCUCCGGGAUACAGGGGACAUGGCUCAAAGCCAUUAACACAGCAGGACUUAGCAGAUCCUACCAAUAACCCAAUAUUUAUUGGAGGGUUCCCACAAAAUCUUGCAGACUUGGAAGCGGCCAGAACACCUGGGUACAGAGGAAACAUGCCAAACCAGUCCCCGUCAAUGUCACCACGUUCCGGAUCAUCUACCUCAGGUGGGCUGUCUCCACGAGGACAGCACAUGAUGAUGGAUCCCAACCAGUUAUCCAUGGGCUCCAUACCGUCUUUGUCUAGUCAGAAGGACGAGUAUUCCACACCAUCACAACCCAUGACUUUACCCAAGAUUGAGAGUACGCUCAAUCCGAAUGCACCGAACUUUACAUCACGACAGCCAGGCCAGCUAAACCACCAGGGUCCAAAUGUACCGAACCCCUCCUUCCCAAUGGGCUACAUACAGAGUCUGUACCAACAAGCCUUGGCACAACAGCUAAUCCAGCAGGCUGCACCAGGUAAGCCUCCACCAGGUGGAAUUGGUGGACCUAACCCAGGAAUCGUACCAUCAAAUAUGAUAUCUCAACAGGACUUUGCCAACCUAAUCCAUCAGUUUGUUGCCAGUGGACAAGCCCAAGCCCCUGGUGGUCCACCAUCUGUCCCAGGGGGUCCACCACCAGCCCCAGUUGGGAUAGGAGUGCCAGGAGCAAGACCACAGAACCCACCACAGCGACCCUUCUCACCCCUGCCACCACAGGCACGCCCUAGCAGUGCUCCCAGUAUUGGGGUGAUGCCAAAGGAAGGACCUUCCCCUGGACCCAUAGGCCCUCCUCCCAGCGCCACAUCACCCAUGGCUGCCACACCACCUCUUCAGGAGCAGAUGAAGGGUGACCAGGAAAGGAGACCUCCACGUCCCGUUGGUGCCAUUGGGGGCGAGCGUGCCCAGAGAAGAGCACCAGGGGCAGGUGUGACAGGAGGAGGACCAGAUUAUGGGAAAUUUUGGAACCUUGCAUCAGAAUUGAGUAUGCAAUGGAACCAUGGGAGUACUAGUGGAAUGACGCCAGUACAAGGUACACCCCCAACUUCCUCAUCUGUGAUGAACCGUAGCAAUAUGUCCUCCACGCAGGGACCUGCCCAUGCCGAGGAGCGAGUAGGACCUAGUCCCAUGCAGAAUCACACAGACUACAUGGAGUCUCGGGGUGACAUGCCUGAGCAGCCUGGCAUGGACAAGACACUACCGAACCAGAACAUGAGUAGUAUGCCAUUUUUUGGCAAGGUAAUGGAUGGGGGACAUUUUCCCAUACAGCAAACCUCCUUUAGCCCAGGCCCUGUAGGUGAUGCUAUGUGGAACCCACAAGUCAAAGGUCAGGUGCCUGACGCCUCGGACAAGAUGUGGAAUUCAUGGAGUUCACAGACGAGCAUGUGAUGUGUUUGGGCUCAGAAUGUGACAAGCUACGAAGAUUGAAAUAAAAUUAAUGUAUGAUUAAUCGUCCUGGAGUAUAUGGUGGUCUGUUCUUAGUAACAUUGGACUGGCUUGAUUCCCUUGUGAUGUGUAUUGGACUGCAUCAAGUCAUAAAACGAUACCAAUUUAUGUUCAUUUGAAAUGAAAGAAGAAUAUUUGCUUAUUUCUUUUUGUUUUGUUUAAUUUUUUCCUUGUUACUUCUUGAGGCAAAGCUAUUCCUUUCUUGGACACAUAGAUAAAUGUAAACAAGGUAUAUAAUAAAUACAAAAACAAACCUUGAUAAA